Molecule: messenger RNA, 1663 nt
Organism: Brienomyrus brachyistius
Lineage: Eukaryota; Metazoa; Chordata; Actinopteri; Osteoglossiformes; Mormyridae
Product: C-factor-like
Exons: 6
Coding region: 330-1097 (255 amino acids)
Source: RefSeq, a predicted model, not a curated record
UACUUAAGUAUUAAAACUUCUAUUAUUUUUUACAUCGAGCACUUGAAAUUUUUUACAUUUUUUCAUUUUCCAUUGUGGAUCCGUAUAUCUCUCAUCAAUGAAUUUAUUUAACCUACGGUCAAGCUAAUCAACGCAAAAAUCUAUGACACUAUAUGAUAUAAAGAUAUAUUUUUUCAUUGAAAUGCUGUUUAAAUGUGACAGACCGAACGUUUAUCACCACAGUCGUCGAAUGCAAAAAUCGCCAAACACCGCGCCUUAACAGCAAUUGCAACAUUUUCCCUGCAUAACAUGCAUUGCGAGUGCAGUGUGUGCAUGGUACAACUACAAUAAUGAGCGGAGCAUUAAGCGGGUGUCGGUCAGUGCUGGUAACCGGGGUGAGCAGGGGCAUCGGUCUGCAAAUAGUUAAAGAUUUGGCUAAAAAGACCGAAAGGAAGGCGCUUACUAUCGCGACUGCCCGUAACCCAGCGGCUGCAGAGGAACUUCACAGAGUUGCUAAGGAGUCCUCAGGCGUCCAUGUUGUAACACUUGAUGUGACCAGUCAAGCCAGUAUAGAUGCUGCCGUUGAGGAGGUGUCAUCUCUGCUGGGGGCCGAGGGGCUGAACUGCCUUAUAAACAAUGCAGCCGUCGGCAAGACUAUCAACCUGGAAAUGGUGACAGCCGAGGAGAUGCUGAAGACAUAUGAAUGUAACACUGUGGCCCCUCUCAUGGUCACUAAGGCCUUUCUGCCGCUUCUGCGAGCAGCUGUGACACGUGGUUCUGGGAUGGGGAUCCACAGGGCUGCUGUGAUCAACAUGUCCUCCGUACUCGGUUCCCUCCAGCUGAACUGGGGAGCUUUGGCGGAAUUCAAGUGCUAUCCCUACAGGGCCUCCAAGGCAGCCUUGAACAUGGUGACGAGGUGUCUAGCUGUAGAUCUGGAGUCGGAGGGAAUUCUCUGCGUGGCCGUUCACCCGGGCUGGGUGCGCACUGACAUGGGGGGGCCACAGGCUGACCUAGGUGUGGAGGAGAGUGCUUCUUCAGUCCUAAAUCUGUUUGCUGGAUUGUCUGAAAAGCAUCACGGAGGCUAUCUGGACCACACAGGGAAAACACUGCCUUGGUGAUAUUGUAUUUAGGAUUUUUUAUGCGCAUCCUCUUUGUUGAAGUCUUGCUGUGAGUGGUCUAACGUCUGAAAUCAAACUGUCUAGAUAUUCAGUGACCUCUGUGUGUUAUUUUUACUUUAAAAAAUACUGCAAUAAAAAAACCCCAAUAAAAACCCACGAAACACAAUGCAGUGCUACUAAAUAUUUGUAUUGAUGUUUUUAAACCACUGUGUUAACCAAAGAAAAAUGAAUAAAAAGUGUCUGUAUGGUAGUAGAGACGGCGGUGAAGGAACCAGCAGCUUUUAUUAUGAAAGGAAGAGGAACGAACAGACGGCGUGGAGCCAAGCAGUGAAAUCCGAGGUCUGGUGCUUCUACGUUCAGGCUGUCACCAGAAGAAGGGCCAUUCUGUCAGAAAUGAGCCACGACAAUAUACAAGAAUUGAAAUAUCAUUAAUUUAAACUUUAAUUUUUUUAUUUUAUUUCUCAGACCUCUGUUCUCCUCUCCCCACUCCGCAAACUUACCAACAUCUCGCUUCUCAGGAAAUAUUGUAAAUAUAAUUGCAAAUACAACACCUCAAUACACUGUAA